This is a messenger RNA of Caenorhabditis auriculariae, 1772 nucleotides long. The record is from the annotation of a GenBank genome assembly. NCBI's taxonomy places the organism in Eukaryota, Metazoa, Nematoda, Chromadorea, Rhabditida, Rhabditidae.
AUGAUUUUCCAGUCAGAGUUGUGGGAAAACAGUAAGGAGUUGCAGAUCGCGAGGUCGCUCACCUGUCUCACCUGCAUCUACACGACGUCGACCACCCAACUCGACAAUUUCCGAGUGAGCACGCGACUGACGCGGCCCAUCUGUCCCAUGGAGCCGAUCCGUUGCGACCGCGAUCAGGACGUCUGCGUCACCAUCACCAUGCACGUCGGUACGGUCUUUCCUUUAUUCAUACUCUCUUUUUUUUAUCGACUGAGUGCAGCUGGUUUUAGAUGAGAAAGAUUUUCUCAAAAAUUGAAUUUUUUUUUUCUGUUGGUUAUCAAAAAUUUUUAACUCUUCGAAGCUGUUUUUUAAAAUAUUAUUUUUAUAACAACAACUUAGCCUAGCUAAUAGCUUCAAACGUUCCAACUCUUCAUUUUACAUUUGAAUAAUUUAUAAGUAUUUCACCAUUAUUUGACAAAAUGUCAAUUAUCGAAAUUUUUUUCAAAGAAUAUAAUCCAAGACUGUUUUAGUCUUUUUCCUCUUCUCGAAAAAAAUUGCUCAAGUCCGCUUAUUUUUGAAGAGCGUAACAAAACAGCAAUUAACAUUUAAAUCGAGCUGAAAACCGCAAAAACGAUGCUAUAUUUGACAUAACAGACGAAAGUCUGGGAAAAAAUUGCCGAAAUUGAAAAGCUCGUUCCGUAGUUGACAAAUUCGGCUGAUCAGUCAUGCAUCGGCGCCUUUUUGCAUUGUUUCACGAGGUUCUUUUUACCUGGAUUUUGCAACAUUCGGCUUCAUAAAGUUGAAAGAGAUAAUAAAAAAUAUUUAAAAGCCGCGGGCCGUGCAAACGAGGCUAAUUUUAAAAAGUUGUAUGCGUUCUCAGCAAAACCAGUCUCAAGUGAGAGAAGCAGAUAGGAGAAAAAACAAAAAAUAAAGCUCGAUUUUCAGUUUAAGGAGACUUGAAAGAGUAAAUAGUUUUAUUUUAUUCAAAAAUAUAUAAUAUUGAAACUGUUUUUCAAUUUUCUUAACGCCUCUUAUCGAGUUUACUUCGUGAGAGUACCGCUGUGGAAUCAGAAGACAUUCGGAACGAAGCUCCAAAACCUCACCUUGAGAAGAUAUUUUGAGGCGGCGGCGACUACUGGAUGGGCGCCGGCUGCGACCGCCGGGCCAACUUUCAGCACAUGGCGUGUCAGAACGUCCGCACCAUGUCACGCAACGUCCAGCUCGGUUUCCUAUUUAUUCGAUUUUUUACUUUUGUACUGUGAAAAUUGAUAUGAGAAUUUCCUCUGUUCAACAAAUUCUGAAGGUUAUAGAAAGGAAAAAUAGGAAAAAAAGGUUAAAAAGGAAAAAUAAACUUUCUCUCUCCUAAAACGUCUAAUCUUAUCACCAGAAAAACUCAAAAAAACUUUUUGAUUAUUUUUUUCAAAGGAAAAAUCAUCCCUCUGGAACUUAAAAAAAGAAACGCAGUGGCUACGGGAAAAAUCCUUAUAACACUAUUGAAGACCGGAAAGUCUUUUGAAAGCUUUCAAAAACAUGUAAAAGUACGAAUGUGUAUUUCCCUUAAAGCAUUUCAAAAAGCGCAAAAUUUUUUUUAAUUCCUUGAACUCUUGUUUAUUUUUGUAGAAAAUAUAUCGUCAAUAAAAAAACAAUGAAAAUCUUCAGGCUACGUGCAAGAACGACGGUCGAUGCAGAGAGUUUGCGUCUGCGCCAAGGACCUUUGCAACAGUUCGGCGGCGUCGUUCGGGACAGGAAUAUUCCUUCUGCUGACUAUUUUGUUCUGCCAGCUGCUCAUAUGA